Molecule: messenger RNA, 3479 nt
Organism: Sciurus carolinensis (gray squirrel)
Lineage: Eukaryota; Metazoa; Chordata; Mammalia; Rodentia; Sciuridae
Gene: Hepacam
Product: hepatic and glial cell adhesion molecule
Exons: 7
Coding region: 360-1616 (418 amino acids)
Source: RefSeq, a predicted model, not a curated record
UGGAGUGUGUGCUCCAGCUCAGUGCUGGAUCCUCAGCGCCCUGGAAGAGGGGCUCAGUGCAGACAAGCCAAAAAAAACUGCUGGACCACCGGCAACCCCCACAAUGGAACCUAUGCUGGCGAUUAUGUCCUAAGCAGAUACCCCCAUCCAAACUGGGGAUGUAGGGCCUGGAAACUAGAAAAUGCCAGGUCUGAGAGAGAGGAAAGAACAAGCCCAGCAAUACACAGAGCUCUGUGUAUUCAGAGGGAAGUUGGCAGGGUUGUGUUCGGGCAGAGAAACUCCGAGUGGUACAAAGGGACGUGCCCAGAGUGGAGAAAUCAUGCUAAUUGUCUGCACCAGAGCUGAAGAACGCCACCCAAAUGAAGAGAGAAAGGGGAGCCCUGUCCAGCGCCUCCAGGGCCCUGCGCCUCGCUCCUUUUGUCUACCUACUUCUGAUUCAGCCAGACCCCCUGGAGGGGGUGAACAUCACCAGCCCAGUGCGUCUGAUCCAUGGCACAGUGGGGAAGUCAGCCCUGCUUUCUGUGCAGUACAGCAGCACCAGCAGUGACAAGCCUGUAGUGAAGUGGCAGCUGAAGAGGGACAAGCCCGUGACCGUGGUGCAGUCCAUCGGCACAGAGGUCAUUGGUACCCUACGACCUGACUAUCGAGACCGGAUCCGGCUCUUCGAAAAUGGUUCCCUGCUUCUCAGCGACCUGCAGCUGGCAGACGAGGGCACCUAUGAAGUGGAGAUCUCCAUCACCGAUGACACUUUCACUGGGGAGAAGACCAUCAACCUCACUGUCGACGUGCCCAUUUCAAGGCCACAGGUGUUAGUGGCUUCAACCACUGUGCUGGAGCUGAGUGAGGCCUUCACCCUGAACUGCUCUCAUGAGAAUGGCACCAAGCCCAGCUACACCUGGCUGAAGGACGGCAAGCCCCUCCUCAAUGACUCGCGAAUGCUCCUGUCUCCCGACCAAAAGGUGCUCACUAUCACCCGAGUGCUCAUGGAGGACGAUGACCUGUACAGCUGUGUGGUGGAGAACCCCAUCAGCCAGGUCCGCAGUCUGCCUGUCAAGAUCACCGUGUACAGAAGAAGCUCCCUGUAUAUCAUCUUGUCUACAGGAGGCAUCUUCCUCCUUGUGACGUUGGUGACAGUCUGUGCCUGCUGGAAACCCUCCAAAAAGUCUAGGAAGAAGAGGAAGCUAGAGAAGCAAAACUCUCUGGAAUACAUGGAUCAAAAUGAUGACCGCCUGAAACCAGAAGCAGACACCCUCCCCCGAAGUGGAGAACAGGAACGGAAGAACCCCAUGGCCCUGUAUAUUCUGAAGGACAAGGACUCCCAGGAGACCGAGGAGAAUCCCUCUCCAGAGUCUCGGAGUGCGACAGAGCCCGGCCCGCCCGGUUACUCCGUGUCGCCGCCUGUGCCUGGCCGCUCGCCCGGGAUGCCCAUCCGCUCAGCCCGCCGCUACCCGCGCUCUCCAGCGCGCUCCCCGGCAGCUGGCCGAACGCACACGUCACCACCUCGGGCUCCGAGCUCGCCGGGCCGCUCGCGCAGCGCCUCGCGCACACUGCGGACUGCGGGAGUGCACAUAAUCCGCGAGCAAGACGAGGCCGGCCAGGUGGAGAUCAGCGCCUGAGCCCGCCAGGGACCUCUGCAACGCGCCCAGCCCCUGCAGCUCACUGCCAGGGGUGAGAGACCGGGAAAUCCCGGCGCCCCAGGCCAGGGUAGAAGGGAAGGCCGGGCGGGGAGGCGUGUGUGAGCAUGCGCAGACGGGGGUUCGCCGCGGAGCGGUGAGGGUGAUCGGAUGGUGAAACUGGGUUGCGUUUGCUCUGGAUUUACAGGCUGUGUUCUCAGUGGGUGUGGGUUGUUCCCUCUUAGGACCAUAUAGAUAAUUACAUUUAUGGCCCAGUCCCUGAAAGGGUCUUAUGAAAACUAACAUCAGUAACCUAACCCGCAUGACUAUCCUGUGCUAUUUCUAGGGAGAUCGUUUGAUUUCCACCCACCUCCCUUUCCUCCAAAAGAGCACCUCAUGGUGUUUUGUUUUGUUUUGUUUUGUUUUUUCUUUUUUGACAAGCCCAGAUUGGAUAGGCAAUUUGCCCCAAACGCACGACAGUCCUUAAUUAAGAAGUCCAAUUGCGGGGUGGGUGGGGAGGAGAAGUUCGAUGACUCUGAGCACGGAGGAACAUUGUGAAGGCAACGUUUUAGGACCUGAACUCUAGCAAGGGCAAGGCACUCAAGCCUCCGUACUUGUCCUCUUUUCAAAGCCUCCCUCGGUAGCAUGCCAUGACAAACAUUCUUUCUGUUCUUGUUCAUGAAAAGAGGAGACGGGUGGGUUCAUUCCUACAGAAAAGUGCAUGCCCACUCCUCUGACCCAUUAACUAUAUCAGGUGGGGAACUGUUUUUAACACCUCACACUCGGCCUUCUGCCUGACUUCCUUACAAAACAAGCCUUUCAAACAAUCAUCAUCCAGGAAGGUUCUUGAACUCCCUCCAGCUAUUAGAGAAUAAUGGGGCGGGGAGACACUGUGGUGGGGUGGAGGGGAGAAGCUGGUUGCUUCCCAGCAUGUCAGGGUAACAGCGAUCCAACUCUUGGCUUCCUGCGCCCACUUACCUGGCUCCAAGAUGCACAGAUCGCAGUCACUGAACAAGGCAAACUCCUUAAUCAUACUAACAUCUGAAUAUGGAGAAGCUGAGCCACUGUGUAGACAGACCAUGCCCAGGCCACUGCUUCUUAGGAUGGUUUGGAAGAGAGGCAAUAAUCUACCAUGUGAGGAGAGAAGACAGUGAAAAAUUUGAAAGAGAAGGAGGCAUUUUCCUGGAUAUCGGUCCUCUCCUCCCUAAUGCCCCCAGGGGUCCUAGUACGCCCUGUCGCUUCCAACUCCUAAAUUCCAGCUCUGAAUUUCCACCAUCCCAAUCCCAAGGCCCUUAUACCCAGGUCAUCCACACAGGGGCACACUUUGCCCUAGCCCCAAGGGCAAUAAGAUUUCUUGUUUCCCCCCUCUCUGCUCUCGGUCCACAGUGUGUCUCUCAGCUUCCUGUCCCUGUGUACUUCCCCAGGCUCAUGGGAGCAGGUGUGUCUUUGCAACUCCCCUUAGCCAGAACCCAUCCCUUAACCUUCCCCAGUGCUUCAUCAUGAGAUAAUGCAUGGAGAGGAAGAUUGCUUAGGCAGGUGGGAAAUGCAAGACUUGAAGAAGGGGAUACCUGCUGGUCAGCCCUGAGACAUAGGGAUGGAGAUUAGGAUGAGAUGAGUGCACACCACACCCUGGUGCUGAAUCCCUGAGGGGCGGCUUGCCAGGCUCAAGCCAAAUCUGCCUUAAAUUGGGAGGGGAAUAAGUAAGGAAGUAUUUUUUUUGUUUUUGUUUUUGUGUUCUGUUUUGAUCUUCAUCUUUGUAUUACUGGCAUCUAGCAGAGUGCCUAGCACAUACUGGAUGCUCAAUAAACUUUUGAUGAAAUGACUUUAUUCUGCUUAAUCAAGGAGAAUAAAACUUAAACAUAAUUU